AUGGGCUUACGAAGGGGCAUUGAAGCUCUUGUCCAAAAGGGAUCAAUGGUAUUUGCAGGCAGAUACCUUGGUGCUAAGAAAUCAUCAAAUUACACUGAAUCUGCAAGAGAUGACACAACUGAGCACAAAAUAGCUGCUUCUGAGCGUGAAACUUCUAUUGAUGAUUCAAUGGAAACUCAUGAAAUCGCUGAACAGCAUUCUGGAAGAAUUGCAAAGCGUAUCAUAGGUUUAGGAUUUCUGUUUAUUCUUUUGGCAGUAGUUAUGAGCACAUCAAAACGGUUUUCUGGGGCUGACUCACCUCAGUGUCGGUCUGUGUACAUGUAUCCAUCAUACGCUCGAAUAGACGGGUUUGACGAGAGAUACACUAAGCUAGCCAAAAAAUACCAUCUUUACCUGUAUCGUGAGCAGGGCAAGGAUCAAGGUCCUCGAGAAGACGGUACUAUCCAACUGGACGGUAUCCCUGUGUUAUUUAUUCCAGGAAACGCAGGCAGUUUCAAACAGGCGCGUUCCAUCGCUGCUGCCUGUGCAUACGUAUAUUUUGACGAACCGGGGUCAAUCCAAAACCCUCACACAAAGAACCUUGACUUCUUCACAGCCGAUUUCAAUGAGGAUCUCACAGCUUUCCACGGCAGAACAAUGCUUGAUCAAGCCGGCUACUUAAAUGAUGCAAUUGAGUAUAUUCUUUCACUGUAUCAAUCGACCGGAAGCAAUCAUGACCCUACUCCCCAAUCCGUCCUCAUAGUUGGUCAUUCUAUGGGCGGUAUUGUAGCAAGAGUGAUGCCCACCCUCAAGAAUUUUAGACCAGAUUCGGUUAACUCUUACAUCACACUCUCUGCCCCUCAUGCCGUUGCUCCCGUCACCUUUGAUGGCGACAUGCUUAAGAUUUACGAGCGGAUAACUAAAUUUUGGAGAGCCCAGUAUGCAGAUAGUUCCAGCUCCUAUUCGCAAAACGUUUCAAUAAUUUCAAUUACAGGUGGUGUUCUAGACAGCGUUCUUCCUGCUGAUUUCACCAUCAUUGAGGGAAUUGUUCCUUACAGUAAUGGGUUUACGACGUAUACUACCACAAUUCCAGAACUAUGGACCCCGAUUGAUCAUUUAGCUAUAGUAUGGUGCGAUCAACUUCGAAGCAUUCUUGCACAUAUUUUAUUGGAGUCGGUGGACACGCGGUCUCCAUUCAAGACGAGAUCACUGGAUGACAGAAUGCAUUUGUAUCGGAAAAUGCUUCUCACAGGGCUUGAAGACUAUACAAAUCAAGACAAAGUUCUUAGUGCAACGCCGAGCGGACUUACCGAUACUCUUGAGCUGUCCACAGAUUUCCAGCAGGUGAACAUCGACGAACAGCUCAUCAUUACCAGUGCAAAUAGGCAGACAAAACCUUCUUACUACAUUUUCACUAUACCAAAGAACUCCGACAGACUUCAAUUCUCCGUUCUGACAAGUAACCUGUCGCAUCAGGUUCUCUUUUGUCAAGAUGGACGUGCAGUUCAAGAUGAAGCUUCGGCAUACAGCUGGACAGCAAACUGCAUUUCAGCUUCCGAUGACUUCGUAAAAAUACCUAGGUCUGCUCUCGACAGCUAUAGCCCAUCUGAGUCAUCAUGGGGAGCAGAUACUGCCCCUUUCGAGUUUCUGUCGGUUAAUCUAACAAGUUUGCUCGCCUAUGAUUUCAUUGCGAUAAAUACUGAAAGCACGAACCUGGAUGAGGACUUCUUCAUGAUAGGUGAACUCACAACCAAAGAAACGAAGGCGGUUAUUAGCGACACUCCUUUUUCUGUCUUCUUCAACGGAUUGUUCAAAAUGCGGAAGAUGCUAAGAACUUCGGGUCUAGUUACUACCUUGGAUUUCACCAACUUAUAUUCUUCAAUUGUAUCUUACCGUGUCAGAACCAGAAGCAAAGGAUGGAGAAGCAGAGGAGAUACUCGUCUAUUUAUGCCGCUUUUUAGGCAAUCGGUCGAAAAGCCCUUUGAGAGUAAGUGGCAUGUCAACUUGUAUCAGGGCCCUCAAGACGUCAACUUUCACAACGUUGCACCUUUUGUAGAGCUGAAUUCCACGCACGACAAAUCGUUGAGGCUGUCUUUCAUCAAUCCGCCCGGAACAGAAACCUAUAUGGACUUGAAAGUCAAUUGGCCUUUAACGGUCAAGAUGCUGCUCAUAAGGUUUCGAUUGUCUAUUGCUGCCUUCACCAUUGCUUUCGUAUCGUUGGUAGUAGCAUACCAAUUUCGUCAUUACGGCAAGACUGGACAAUUCAUUGCAUUUGAUUCCGCACUAUUUCGUGUACUGCAUAGGCAUUGGGUUGGAGUUUUAAGUUCUCUGAGUCUCCUCAUACCUCUGACGAGCCUACAAAAUUCGAGUCAAAGUUUUAGCUCCAUCAGCCACAAGCUUUUAGCAUGUUUAUCUGGGCUUAUGUCGUCGAAUUCGGCAGACAGUGCGUUUUUCCUCGGCGUACGUGAGUCAUUCAUGUGGUGGCUGGGACCUGUAUUCUUUAUGAUGACGAUCUCUUUGGUCUACUUAGUUUACUGCAUUAUGGCUUUCAUCGAAACACUAGCAGCGUGGUUGGGCAGAAAGACAGGCAUUAAUCGUCCGGCAGCCAGAAACAGCAGUAUGUCCUCAAGUUCUGUUAACUAUCAAUUCUACGACGCUAGACAGAUUUUGGGAGCUCUGAUUAUCAUUUUAAGCGUAUUAUUCUACGUUCCAUACCAGUUCGCAUUUGUCGUUCUUACCAUAGUGCAGGCACUUUUUUGCGUGAAACUUGCUGUUAGUCAAAGGGGAAAAGAUGCUCGCAAUCUUGCAAACUUUAACAAUUCGGUUUUGAUGUUGAUGCUGUUCCUUGUUCCGAUAAAUGCUCCCAUAGUAGUGGUGUUUAUGCGCAAUUUCGCAAUCAAAUGGGAAACACCAUUUCGGUCUCAUCAUAACUGCCUUGCCGUGCUGCCGAUAGUCUUGCUAAUAGAAAGCAAUGCCCGGUCUCGAAUGCCAAAGAGAGCUACGGCCGGCAAGGAUUUAACAAAUAUCGUCGUUGGAUGGCUAUUGCACACCUCACUGUACAGUGUUCUUUUCGGGACUAGGAACUUGUACUGGCUACACCAUUUGUUCAACUCACUGUGCGCUAUGCUUUUCCUUCAAACGUUCGCAUAA
Lachancea meyersii CBS 8951 is the source of this 3129-nucleotide messenger RNA. NCBI's taxonomy places the organism in Eukaryota, Fungi, Ascomycota, Saccharomycetes, Saccharomycetales, Saccharomycetaceae. The record is from the annotation of a GenBank genome assembly.